GUCUCCCAGCUUUGAACUUCCCAGGUUGAGCCGAGCAGCGGUGCGUGUAAAGAGACUGUCAGCUCACCUCAGCAGAGCCGCGAUGACCACAAACCACCACAACUCCAGUCCUCCCUCUGCAGCCAGUGGGGACGUCAGCACUGCAGCCAUUCUGAUAAUCGGUGAUGAAAUACUCAAGGGCCACACCUCUGACACCAACAGUGGAUUUCUGACUCGAUCGCUGAGGAAACUCGGAGUGUCCGUGCAGAGGAUUACGGUCAUACCAGACAUCCCGGAGGUCAUCGCCAAUGAGGUGGCGCUGCUUUCCCCUCAGUACACGCAUCUCAUCACCUCAGGAGGCAUCGGCCCCACCCACGACGAUGUCACCUUUGAAAGCAUCGCCAUGGCGUUCCAGGAGGAGUUAGUAGUCCACCCUGAGCUGGAACAGCUGGUCAAACAGUUCUUCGGGACAGUGGACAAAGACAGUGCUGUGAUGAAGCUGGCCACGGUGCCGUGCUCUGCCAAACUAAACUACGGAACUGAUCCACAGACGGGGAAAGGACUCCGCUACCCACUGGUCAGCGUACGGAAUGUGUUUGUAUUUCCCGGGAUCCCUUCUCUAAUGGAGAAGGCCUUCAGGGGGCUGGAGCAUCUCUUCACUUCAUCUGCAAUCACUUUUCACACCAGGGAGGUGUUUGUGGAUGCAGAUGAAACCGAGAUUGCUCCGGUGUUGACCAAACUGCAGACCGGUUGGGGGAAGAAGGUGGCGUUGGGUUCCUACCCUGACUGGAUGAGCAACUACCACAGAGUCAGGCUGGUCCUGGACUCGGACAGCUUCGAGGAGGUGGACAAAGCCCGGGCACAGCUGCUUGAUGAACUGCCCAAAGGAAGUGUGGUGCCCUUAGUCACUGACUCGGUGUCCAUCGCCCCGGCCGAGGUUUACGCACUGGCGGGUAACGGAACACCGCUGGGUGAAAAAGUUAAGUCUGCUCUGGAAACAAUAGAGACUGCGUUGGAUCAGUACUCCGCAGAGGAAGUCUGUGUCGGCUUCAACGGGGGCAAGGACUGCACGGCUCUGCUCCACCUCUACACUGCUGCGCUGAGGAGGCGGCAUCCUGAUGGUAAAGACAAGGUGAAAGCUCUGUAUAUCCGGAUUGUGUCUCCCUUCCCAGAAAUGGAGCGAUUCCUCCAGGACACGAUAAAAAGAUACGACCUGGACCUGUUCUCUGUGGAGGGCAGUAUUCGGCAGGCACUCAUUGAGGUUCAGGACAGGAGACCGGAGCUGAAGGCGGUCCUAAUGGGGACCAGGAAAACAGACCCCUACUCACACACACUCACGUCCAUGUGUCCCACCGACCCUGGCUGGCCAGACUACAUGCGAGUCAACCCUUUGUUGGACUGGACCUAUCACGACAUCUGGUCAUUCCUGAGAACGCUGUACGUGCCCUACUGUAUUCUCUAUGACAAAGGGUACACUUCACUGGGCAGCAUGGACAACACCUGUCGAAACACGUCCCUCCAGAUAGUCGACAGCAGAGGGGUGAAACGAUACAAGCCGGCCUACCUCCUGGAGAAUGAAGAGGACGAGCGAAACUCUCGUGCCUGAUUUAGCCACUUUUCAGAUCGCAACUUGCACAUGGACUAUUUUUACAACUGCGGUAAUCCAGUUUGUGUGUUAUUUGUGGAUACGUCAUGAUUUAUAUUUGUGUUGUGCAGUCUGAACUAGCACCUAGAGAGUUCUUCAGGACACUACAUGGAAGUCUGUUUCAUUUUGACAAUCCAUUCUGGUUCUUAGAUGUUUUAACAUCCGUCCUAAAUCAUGUGACAACAAACCAGUGAAUAAAUCAAGAUUAUUUUAUGCCUAGAAUUAU
Molecule: messenger RNA, 1850 nt
Organism: Cynoglossus semilaevis (tongue sole)
Lineage: Eukaryota; Metazoa; Chordata; Actinopteri; Pleuronectiformes; Cynoglossidae
Gene: flad1
Product: flavin adenine dinucleotide synthetase 1
Exons: 9
Coding region: 83-1585 (500 amino acids)
Biological process (GO): FAD biosynthetic process
Molecular function (GO): FMN adenylyltransferase activity
Source: RefSeq, a predicted model, not a curated record